Molecule: messenger RNA, 3048 nt
Organism: Prorocentrum cordatum
Lineage: Eukaryota; Dinophyceae; Prorocentrales; Prorocentraceae
Source: the annotation of a GenBank genome assembly
AUGGAGGAAGCCGGGUUCGGAUCGGUCCCGGACGCGAGCGUCCUUGACAGCAUUCUGGAGUACGAGUCCCAGGUACGCGGUUACACCCAGCUCGGGGUGGAUUUGUUGGCAACUAUUGUCUUUGUGAGGCUCGCCCUCAGCUUCAUCACGCUGCUGUGCGUGGUCGUGUGCCUCUCCUACGGCGUCGCAGGCCUGGUGCGCCGCUCCCCAGAGUGUCUACACACGUCGAGCCAGGCGAGCAUCGUGGCGCUGGCGUUUGUCUUGUGGCUCCUGGGGUACAGCGCCUUCUUCCACGACCUGUGGCUCGAUACCUACACGACCUACCUCAGCGUCGAUGGCGUUGUGACCUUGUCAGGCGAAGGCACGCAGCCCCUGGCUGUCACCUUGCUGUCUGGAUGCUCCGCCAACUCGCAGGCCACCAUCCCGAUCGCUGCGCUGACCGCGCCGCUGACGUCGGUCUUGGGGAACUUAGGCGCGGCGACGCUGACUAAUUUUGCUGACGCGCCCGUGUCCGCUGAGGAUGUGCAGAGGUUUGCCCAGGAGGUCGAGGUGCAGUUGGAGUCGUUGCAGCACUGGAUGUCUCAGAAAGACGCUCGGCCCGAGGAAUUCGGCAUGGGUCUCGUUGAAGGUGUCACCACGGAGCAGUUUGCUCAGGCCCUCGAGGGAGGCAUUCUCAUCUUGCGUGUGCUCCUCGAUGCUGUAGAAUGCAAGCAGAUCGGCCCGUUCCUGAGCGAUACGCAGCGGCGCCUGGACCGCGAGAUACUUCCGCCUAGCUGGGGCGUCGUCUACGUGGAGUACGCACUGGCAAUAGUGUUGCUUUUCUGGGUCAUACUCGCCAGAGUCACGUCGUUUGUUUUUCUGCGCCCUCAUAAGAUAUACCACGACAAGGUAUCCCGGAGAUGGUUCCGGUUCAAGUAUUGCUACCAUGUAUCGGUCAAGUUGCGCAAGGCGUCCGUUGGCCGCCGUUUCCACGCUCAUAGGGUGCAGAGACACGUUUGGAAUGUUUUGGCGUUCUUCGACGGAGUGUUGCUGUUGAACACCGUGAUGACCGCGGUGCUCUUCACAGGCGGUGUCAUGCUUCUGUUGCUGGAUGCCUCCCUCAACCCAACAUGGCAGUGGGCGAACGCUGGGGCUGGCCUGUUGAUUACCUCCUCGAUGUUGGGCUUUGCAGGCGCAUGGAAAGAGUUGGGCGCCUGGCGAAACAAGGCGCUUCGUGUCGCUGGCGUGCUUGCUUUGGCAACUGCGACGGGGUGCCUCGCUUAUUCCGCGACCGACACUGCCUUCCGGCAGCUGGAGUGCAUUGAGAAGGUUGGUUACGACCCUACGCGUGUGGGGCCCACCGAGCAGAUGGCGUUCGAGAUGACCCGCGCGGCGACUGAGUCGGCGAAUGGAUGGACUUUGGACGUAACAGGUCAAGGCCUGUCCGAAGGUGACGGGCUGGCCCUCAUCAAGGGGUUGGACAGUUGCCCUCCAGCUGAGGGCGAUCCGCUCGAUGCCCAGUCGCUGGGCGCGACCUCGUUCGGCCGCCGGCACCCGUUUCAGACUGCACUUGGAAGCGGGACUUUCGGCCUUUGUUGGUGCCCUGUCAGUAGCGGGUGCCAGCACGCCGAGGAUUACAAUAUUUUCGCUGGCCAUUUGUAUGUUGACCAGCAUGUGGACAGGUUUGAUACCUGCACGCUGGAGGUGCUUGCAGGGAUGUCCCAGGGCGGCUUGGCCAUAACAGUUAUUAUCCCUUUCUGUUUACUCCGCAUAGUGCUGGGCACUGCAACCCUGUUACACUGCGUGCACUCUGCGCACAUCACGGACCGCCAGCGCCUGGUAGCACAAACGGUGGGCGGUGAGAACAGUACAAACCUGGACGAUUUCAAGGGGACUCGGUCUAAGCCAGAUCUUAGACGGCUCAAGCCGUGGUGGUUGCGGCUCAAGUGGUUCCAUUGGGUGCUUGCAUUCUGCGUGCUCGCCUCGUGGGCCAGCGGAAUCGUUUUCUUGCUCGUCAUCUCGCAAGAGCCCGACACCCAGUGCUACGCGAUUCGUGGAUGCAGUGCUGAGGCACCGCCAGCGAUUGCAGAGACUCCCACCCUGCAGUCUUGCCCGACGUGCUGCAACCUCCAGGAGGCCACCUGCGGGAAGCGCGUCGACCAGGCGGCUUUCGCCACGGUCCACAAUGCCAUGUCUUCGAAGGAACUGCAGUGGAAUUUCCCCAACAAUUUGGCCGAUUGGCGCAAAUCUCUGUCUGCUGGCGUUAGGGGACUCAUGUUUGAUCUGCAUUAUCGUUGGCCCCCGAACGCAAGCAGCGAUGACCUGGCCGGACCAGGCGCGGUGUAUCUCUGUCACGGCUACUGUGGCUUUGGUAAUUCCAAGUUUGUUGAUGCGUUGUCUGUUGUGAAGGAGUUCUUGGAUGAUAAUCCACGUGAGUUGGUCGUCUUCAUCCUGGAACAGUACGUGGCCUCUUACGACGUGAUCAAGGAAUUGAGCAUAUCUGGACUUAUGGCGUACUGUUGUUAUGGCCAUCCAGAUGUGUCCCAACCCUGGCCGACUGUAGAAUCGCUGAUCAAUGGCCGCAAGCGCUUGCUGCUGUUUUCUAACAGGGCCGUAGACUACAAAGGUCGGGAUCAUAACGGCGAUACACUAACACAACAUGAUUUCGGUGUUGAUUUUGUUGCGACCACGAGCGUGAAUUGGUGGCAUACGACUAGAGAAUAUAUGGCGACAACGGCGUACGCAUACACGAAUGAGACCACGAUGACAGACGAUUGUUCGCUAGACAGAGUUGAGACCGAAUUCGCGAUCACGGAUUUUUCUGAGACUUCCCAGUCUCCCGAUUCAUUAGGAGGUGCCGCUUAUCGCCUUAUCGUUGCCAACCACUUCAUUUCAAAUCCAUUGCCUUGUGAGGCCUGUGCGGCAAGCGCCAACCAGAAUGCGAGCCUGAAGAAUCGAAUGUUGUCUUGCAGCGAUCGGUGGGGCCAUCAGGUGAAUUUCCCUACCGUUGACUUCUGGUCCUUGGGUGACAUUGUUGCAGUCUGCGGGCAUUUGAAUCAGAAAAGUUGA